CAAGUUAAUAGAGGAUGUUAGGGAAAGACACAAUGAGAGAAUAAGACAUCAAAGUCCAAAAUGUCACAUUGGGUGGAAUCUGCGAAAAAAAAAAAAAAAAAAGUUCCACCUCACUGACCAAUCACAGCGUCUGCUUCCUUUAAUGGAAACAUCUAUACGGGUGUGAUGUCAGUGAGACCUGUGUCUCUGUCUUCACAUCUCAGACCUCGUCACUCAUGGAGGGUCGUCACGUUGUUCUGCUCCUGGUCUCAGCAGUGGUUUCCUUGAGUCCUGACUGUGUUUGUGGAUCAGAGUUGAAGGUGACAGUCAGACCAGGAGACAACAUCAUUCUCUACUGUGACUGCAAAACAUCAACUGGAGUUUACAUCGUGUGGUACAGGAACUGUUCUCAUGAAGACGAGCCUUCACCUGAUCUCAAAGUAAAGAAUAUACUGACACAGAGUCUUCAUCCCAAUUUCCACUUAUUGAAGAACCAGUCCUCUGAAUCCUUCGACUUGCUGAUCCUGAACAUCACUGAGUCAGAUGAAGGUCUUUACUACUGUGGAACUGAAGAACAAAAGGUGGAGGAUAAGGAACACAUAACUUCUAGAUAUAUUUACAGCUACGGCAACAUCACAACAAGAAUCAUAUUCAAUGCAGAACCGAAUGCGACCUCUUGCCCCAAGAUGCCACAGGACUGCUGGAUUCUGAUCUUCUGUCUGUGUCCAGUUUUAUCUAUUGUCUCCUCUCUCCUCUCCUCACUUGUGGUCUAUCACUGCUGUAAGAAGGCUGAAGAACAUCCUGUUGAUCAGCAAAGACCUGACACUAGAGGUCAUCCAAGACAGAGCCAGGAUGACGAUGUGUGCUAUGCUGCUGUGGAAAUCCGCCAGAAAUCAAAGAGACCAAAGAAGAAGAAGGAACCGCAGACUUCUGACUUCUGCACCUAUUCUGCUAUUAAUGCAUCUAGGAUGUAACAGGCCUCAGACCAGAGGAACAAAAUAAUAAUUUUGUAAUGUUGACAUAAACAUCACACCAAAAGUAAGGACAUUUGUGUUUGGUAGAUUUAUUACUUUGUUGUAACAAUGCUUCUUGGCAAUAAAUCUUAUACUGUUGGAAAGACUGUUUAUUUCCCUUUUAAAUGGUGCCACAUUUGUAAGGAACAUGCACUGUGGGAUGAGUAGCAGAGCUGAGUAUG
Molecule: messenger RNA, 1174 nt
Organism: Labrus mixtus (cuckoo wrasse)
Lineage: Eukaryota; Metazoa; Chordata; Actinopteri; Labriformes; Labridae
Exons: 5
Coding region: 216-953 (245 amino acids)
Source: RefSeq, a predicted model, not a curated record